GGCAGAGCCUCAGAGGAGGACAGCUGCACAUCUGGGAUCCUGGGAGAGGAGGGCAUGGCCAAAAGGGAGAGAGAGGGUGGUCCGUGGAAGUGUGUGUGGGUGUUGGGUGGACCCCCAGAAUGGGGGGGGCCAAGGGCAGAUUCCUAGAGCAGAGACCAGGGUGUGCUCAGUCUAAGCAGAAUGGGCAGGGAUGCCUCCAGCUGGGCUUUGAGGGUCUCAGUCUUCCCUCAAAUAGGAAAGAUGAGGGGCAGGGGAGGAUAUUGAGGACAAGCCUCUGCUCAGCCCUGGGUCCUCUUGGAACCGGGCUUGGAGCCGGAGGUGGGGAGGGUGCCCAAGCUGAGCUCCUGGAUUCGCAUCUGCCGAACUGCACCCAGAACCAGGAGUGGGGUGCGGGCCCAUCCUCUGGCCAGGAUCCUGGGCUCCCUUGGCCACAAAGCAGGACAGGGGACCAGAGAUCCCCCAACUCAGGAGACGUGAAGCUGGCAGCUGUAGAGACGGGGUUUCACCGUGUUAGCCAGGAUGGUCUCGAUCUCCUGACCUCAUGAUCCACCCGCCUCGGCCUCCCAAAGUGCUGAGAUUACAAGCGUAAGCCACCGCGCCCAGCCGGCCCCACCUCUUAAUACCCUGACAUUAACAUUAGGUUUCAACAUGACCGCUGGCCUAGAAAUGGCCUCAAAUGGAAGCUGCCACCCGAUCCUGGUGGACGCUUUGGAGCUAGGCUAGAGAUCAGGACUCCAGGGUUCAGUGCGCACGUGCUGCCCCUGCACUAGGAAUCCCUGCAAACCCUCCCAGAUGGUGGCGUUAUCAGCCCGAUUUUACCCGAGAGGCUCCUGAGGGAAAGAGACCUGUCUGAGGGCCGAAGCAAUGCGGGUGCUGGCGACCGACGCAAGGAGGUGACGCGCAGGGGACUUAAGGAGCGGACCGCCGCGGGAGGACGCGCCCAGGUCAGAGGGACUCCCUCUACGACCCCCACUCUGGGUCUCCGGCCCACGCGUGGCCCGGCUGGUCUGCGGAGCUGGCGCCAGGGCCGCCAGAGGGCGCCCGGGGCGGAGGAGGGGGCGGGAGCCGGGAAAGCCCGGGAGGUGGUGGCCGAGUCCGCGCCGCCCCUCUGGGUCUGCGGCUCUGGUCGAAGGGUCCGCUGCGUGGGCCGGGGAAUCCGGAUUCCGGGGGUUCAACGCCCAGGGGUUCCAUGAGCCCCUACUGUUCUCGGACGCCCGGCUGGCCCCGACGCACUCGUCCCAGCACCCCUCCCCCGUCCCCGUCCUCCGGCCCCUCCCCCGUCGCCCCUCCGGGGUCCAGCCGGGCGGGGCUGCUCCAGGGUCGCUGCUGGCGCGGGUCCCCGGGCCCUGGCCCUCCGGUGCCCCAGUCGAAGGACAGAAAACUUGAGCAUCCAGGCGCAGGGGUGGGGAGGGGAUCCCACUCUGGGUGUGCACUGCCCCGCCCUCUCCGGGUCUGCCUCGGCCCCGCCCGGGCCCCAGGCCCCGCCCCCUCCCCUCGGCCGGCCCGAGAGCCCCGGGGGCCGCCGCAGCCUCCCGAGCGCCCGCCAUGCGCGCUGCCCCUGCCGCGCUGCUGCUCCAGCUGCUGCUCCUGCUGGGGCCGUGGCUGGAGGCUGCGGGCGUUUCGGAGUCGCCGCUGCCUGCCGUGGUCCUUGCCAUCCUGGCCCGCAAUGCCGAACACUCGCUGCCCCACUACCUGGGCGCGCUGGAGCGGCUGGACUACCCCCGGGCCAGGAUGGCCCUCUGGUGUGCCACGGACCACAAUGUGGACAACACCACAGAGAUGCUGCAGGAGUGGCUGGCGGCUGUGGGCGAUGACUAUGCUGCCGUGGUCUGGAGGCCUGAGGGCGAGCCCAGGUUCUACCCAGAUGAAGAGGGUCCCAAGCACUGGACCAAAGAAAGGCACCAGUUUCUGAUGGAGCUGAAGCAGGAAGCCCUUACCUUUGCCAGGGACUGGGGGGCCGACUAUAUCCUGUUUGCAGACACAGACAACAUUCUGACCAACAACCAGACUCUGCGGCUUCUCGUGGGGCAGGGGCUUCCGGUGGUGGCCCCAAUGCUGGACUCCCAGACCUACUACUCCAACUUCUGGUGUGGGAUCACCCCCCAGGGCUACUACCGCCGCACAGCCGAGUACUUUCCCACUAAGAACCGCCAGCGCCGGGGCUGCUUCCGUGUCCCCAUGGUCCACUCCACCUUCCUUGUAUCCCUGCGGGCUGAAGGGGCAGACCAGCUUGCCUUCUACCCCCCACAUCCCAACUACACGUGGCCUUUCGACGACAUCAUCGUCUUCGCCUAUGCCUGCCAGGCUGCUGGAGUCUCGGUCCACGUGUGCAAUCAGCACCGUUAUGGGUACAUGAAUGUGCCAGUGAAAUCCCACCAGGGGCUGGAAGAUGACAGGGUCAACUUCAUCCACCUGAUCUUAGAAGCACUAGUGGACGGCCCCCCCAUGCAGGCCUCCGCUCAUGUGACUCGGCCCUCUAAGAGGCCCAGCAAGAUAGGGUUUGACGAGGUCUUUGUCAUCAGUCUGGCUCGCAGGCCUGACCGUCGGGAACGCAUGCUCACCUCGCUCUGGGAGAUGGAGAUCUCUGGGCGGGUGGUGGACGCUGUGGACGGCCGGAUGCUCAACAGCAGUGCCAUCAGGAGCCUCGGCGUAGACCUGCUCCCAGGCUACCAGGACCCUUACUCGGGCCGCACUCUGACCAAGGGCGAGGUGGGCUGCUUCCUCAGCCAUUACUCCAUCUGGGAAGAGGUGGUUGCCAGGGGCCUGGCCCGGGUCCUGGUGUUUGAGGAUGACGUGCGCUUUGAGAGCAACUUCAGGGGGCGGCUGGAGCGGCUGAUGGAGGAUGUGGAGGCAGAGAAACUGUCUUGGGACCUGAUCUACCUCGGGCGGAAGCAGGUGAACCCUGAGAAGGAGGCGGCCGUGGAGGGGCUGCCGGGCCUGGUGGUGGCCGGGUACUCCUACUGGACGCUGGCCUAUGCCCUGAGCCUGGCGGGAGCCCGCAAGCUGCUGGCCUCACAGCCUCUACGCCGCAUGCUGCCCGUGGACGAGUUCCUGCCCAUCAUGUUCGACCAGCAUCCCAGUGAGCAGUACAAGGCACACUUCUGGCCACGGGACCUGGUGGCCUUCUCCGCCCGGCCCCUACUCGCUGCCCCUACCCACUAUGCCGGGGACGCCGAGUGGCUCAGUGACACGGAGACAUCCUCUCCAUGGGAUGACGACAGCGGCCGCCUCAUCAGCUGGAGCGGCUCCCAAAAGACCCUGCGCAGCCCCCGCCUGGACCUAGCUGGCAGCAGCGGGCACAGCCUCCUACCCCAGCCCCGAGAUGAGCUCUAGGUCCAGGUGAUGACUGCAAAGAGUGCCCAGGAGCAGGCCACUACUGCCCAGAGAGCAGAGGAGGAGGUUGUUGGCAGGGACCACAGAUCCAGUCAGACCUGGCCAACACCUUGGGCACAGCCACUCUGCCCUCUGGACCUGUCUUUCAUCAGGAGAAACCACUCAGAGAUGGAUCCCAUUCCCUAAAGGUCUCACAGCAAAGGAGCAGGACUCCCAGGCCCCUGGGCCCUGCCUGGCCUGAUUCAGGGCCUGGUGGCCCCCAGCCUUCUGUUUCAAGCUGGGCAGACCCCAGGAGCCCUUCCCUCCCUAAGGACUCAGCUGAGGGGCCCCUCUGCCCCCUUCUACCUCCACCUCAGCACCCUCCCCCAGCUUGAUGUUUGGAUCUCCCCAGCACCCUCCUUCCUGACCAGUGUAAAGUACAGGGAGGUAAAGGAGGACCCUUGCAGACCUGUUGCCCAGCACACAGUAGGCCCUCAAUAAAAGCCAUUUGCACUUUAAAUAUA
This is a messenger RNA of Symphalangus syndactylus (siamang), 3836 nucleotides long. RefSeq names its product cerebral endothelial cell adhesion molecule (gene CERCAM). The record is from RefSeq and is a predicted model, not a curated record. NCBI's taxonomy places the organism in Eukaryota, Metazoa, Chordata, Mammalia, Primates, Hylobatidae.